This is a messenger RNA of Didymosphaeria variabile, 612 nucleotides long. RefSeq lists its product as uncharacterized. Lineage: Eukaryota; Fungi; Ascomycota; Dothideomycetes; Pleosporales; Didymosphaeriaceae. The record is from RefSeq and is a predicted model, not a curated record. The transcript is spliced from 2 exons. Bases 1 to 612 code for a protein of 203 amino acids.
AUGGGCUCUUCAGCGUCUAAAGGUGCGCGCGCGGCAGGCGCGUCGACCGUUCGUAAAUACCCAUCUCGUCCUGCUCCUUCGACAACUCGUGCUCCCGCGCCAGCCCCUCCCACGCAUUCCGGUCAUGUUGGACCAACGGUGCACCCGCCACCGCAGGCGAGCGAGACGAAGACAGAGGCAAUUGAUCUCGACGCUCGCGAUCCCCAGUUCGCCUCCCGCCUGAGUUCGAUCGGCGCUGUGCAACCAAACCCGCACUUCUCACAUUCAUCCACAUCGUCCUUCGACCCUCAGCGUAAUACUUCAUCUACACAACCAUCAGAUUCCUACGGAAUGAUGAACGAGCUGCCUCGGUCGGCAUUCCCCGAUCCGGGCAACAAUCCAGCAUUGCGAAUACUGGCCGCUCGCCAAAGAAUACAAGAAGAGGCAGAAGAAGAGCUCGAGAACGUAGGCAGGCAAAGCUUCCGGGGGAGAAAGUACGUAGAUGCCAGCACCAUAACACUAGCCUUGAUGCGCCGGCAGCGCGGCGAGCCAGACUCACGCAUCGAGGAGGCGCUCGGCAUCAAGAAGGGGCGGUUGAGUGCACUUCGACAGGGGAUGGUUACAUCGGUGUAA